Messenger RNA from Setaria italica (foxtail millet), 1633 nucleotides. Its product is annotated as heavy metal-associated isoprenylated plant protein 7. The transcript is spliced from 5 exons. The coding region runs from base 157 to 1284 and encodes 375 amino acids. Lineage: Eukaryota; Viridiplantae; Streptophyta; Magnoliopsida; Poales; Poaceae. The record is from RefSeq and is a predicted model, not a curated record. Gene Ontology annotation, molecular function: metal ion binding.
GCGCCCACCCGCGCUACAUAAGGUGACACCACCCCCCACACCCCCACACCGGGCGUCACAGCCGCACUCGCACACAGUCAGCCACCGCUCGAGCACCCGCAGGGGCGCGCGUGUGAGCAGAGAGCAGAGCACAGCACAUCAAGGGAAGGAAAAGCCAUGGGCGAGGAGGCCAAGAAGGAGGAGGUGGAGAAGCCCAAGGAGGCGGCGCCGGCGGAGGAGAAGCCGAAGGAAGCAGCGCCGGCGGAGGAGAAGCCCAAGGACGCCGCACCGGCGGAGGAGAAGUCCAAGGAAGGCGGCGGCGGCGGGGAGGAGAAGAAGGAGGAGGCGCCGCCGCCGCCGCCCCCGCCGCCGGAGGAGGUCGAGAUGCGGGUCUACAUGCACUGCGAGGGAUGCGCCAGGAAGGUCAAGAAGAUCCUCAGGCGCUUCGACGGAGUGGAGGACGUGAUUGCUGACUCAAAGGCACACAAGGUGGUGGUGAAGGGGAAGAAGGCCGCCGCCGACCCGAUGAAGGUGGUGGAGCGCGUCCAGAAGAAGACCGGGCGCAAGGUGGAGCUCCUCUCGCCGAUCCCGCCUCCGCCGGAGGAGAAGAAGGAAGAGGAGAAGAAGGAGGAGCCCGAGCCACCCAAGCCGGAGGAAAAGAAGGAGCCACCGGUGAUCGCCGUGGUGCUGAAGGUGCACAUGCACUGUGAGGCCUGCGCUGAGGGGAUCAGGAAGAGGAUCCUCAAGAUGAAAGGAGUGCAAUCUGCAGAGCCAGACCUGAAGGCAUCCGAGGUGACAGUGAAGGGUGUGUUCGAGGAGGCCAAACUGGCCGAGUACGUGUACAAGCGCACCGGCAAGCACGCCGCCAUAAUCAAGUGCGAGCCUGUCCCUCCGCCGGAGAGCGCUGGCGGCGACGACAAGGCCAAGGAGGAGAAGAAGGCAGAAGGUGGCGGCGAGGAGAAGAAGGAUGACGGCAAGGAGGAGAAGAAGGAAGGCAAAGAAGGUGGCGGUGAGGAGAAGAAGGACGAGAAGGAGAAGGAGAAGGAAAGCGGUGAAACUGCUGCCGGCGACGAGAAGGAUAAGGCUGACAAAGAGAAGGAUGCCGCUGCCAUCGCCGCGGCUAGCCUGUACAUGCACUACCCACGGUUCCCAUUCCCCGCUGGGUACUACCCGCCACCCCCACUACCGCCGCCCGGGUAUGUCUACCAGCCAGCCUACCCGCCGCCGUCAUACGCCGCGCACCACCAGACGAUGGCUCCGCAGAUCUUCAGCGACGAGAACCCGAAUGCCUGCUCCGUCAUGUAAAAAAGGUAGAACCGUGGGGGUCUAGAGCAAAAAAAAUAAGAAGCGGGGGAUGGAAAGGAAGAGCUGCAUAAUUUGGAGGUUGUCUUUGCAAAAAAUGCCCUUGAGCAAAGCAAAUGGCAACUUGAAGAAAAGUACCAGGCUUUUUGAGGGGUUAGAUUUCCAUUUCUUUUUUUCUCUCUUCUUUUCUUUUUUGUAAUUUUAACCCUUUUUUUUUCACCUUUCUGGUAUAAAGUAAGUCUGGUCAGUUUAUGGAUGCUAUCUUUAUGUAGAAUUUUGCCUUGUACUGCCUCAGCUUCAGACUUCUAUAAAAACUGUACUAUACUAUAACAAUUUACCUUGGUUCCCUCUU